AUGGGCUUCCGCAUCACGACGUGGAACGUGAAUGGGAUUCGAAACCCGUUCUCAUAUGAGCCAUGGAGAGGAACUCGCACCUUUGAGUCUAUGUUUGAUAUCCUUGAGGCCGACAUUGUUGUCUUCCAGGAAACUAAAAUUCAGCGGAAGGAUCUUCGAGAUGAUAUGGUCCUCGUCCCUGGCUGGGACUGCUAUUUCAGCCUGCCCAGAGUCAAGAAGGGAUACUCCGGUGUGGUAAUUUACACUCGUAAUGAGACAUGUGCACCCAUACGUGCAGAAGAGGGCAUUACUGGGAUCUUAUGCCCGCCCAACUCAACAACACCGUUCCGCGAGCUUUCUAAGGACCAGCAAAUUGGCGGGUAUCCCACUAUGGAGCAACUCUCCAGGCCCUCUCCUGGCUCCGAUUAUAGCGACUCCGAAAAGGAUGAUGAUGGAGACCAAAGGACCGACACGCCAAUUGAUCCUGUAACGCUCGACUCAGAAGGCCGCAGUGUCCUUCUAGAAUUUCCGGCAUUCGUCCUCAUCGGAGUAUACUGCCCGGCGAACCGCGAUCAAAGUCGUGAUAAUUUCAGAAUUGGCUUCCUCAACGCCUUGGAUGCUCGUAUUCGGAACCUUGUCGCUCUAGGGAAGCAAGUUUUUGUAACCGGGGAUAUCAAUAUUGCCAAGAAGGCCAUCGAUUCCGCACAUGCGCUGGAAGCAAUUCGAAGAAAGACACAAACUGAAGAGACGUAUAUCUCAGGACCCUCUCGCAGACUCUUCAAUCAACUACUGUCCGAUGGGGCUGUUGUUGGACCACGAGAGAGCGGCAGAGAACAUCCUGUGCUGCAUGAUAUUUGUAGGGCGUUUCAUCCCAGUCGAACUGGAAUGUAUACUUGCUGGGAUACAAGACUCAAUACACGCCCAGGAAAUUUUGGGGCAAGAAUUGACUACGUUCUGUGCAGCCUUGACAUGCAGACAUGGUUCUCCGACUCGAAUAUCCAAGAAGGCCUGAUGGGCUCGGACCAUUGUCCUGUAUAUGCAAUUUUUAAAGACCAGAUUCCCCAUGGUGCGGGCAUCUCUCACAUUCGUGACCUUAUGAACCCAGUAGGGACGUUCAGGGAGGGCGAACGUCAACAGGAAUACUCAUCUCAGUCCAUAUUACCGGCAUCGGGGCGACGACUCCCGGAGUUUGAUGUGGACAAACGCCGUAGCAUCAAGGAUAUGUUCGCCCGCAAGUCAACCAGUAACCCUACUCAACCACCGUUUGCUCAAUCGACUCCACCGGCAACAUGUGUGGCGCCAGGUGUAACGGCAACCUCAUCGGUAUCCUCUGCCACCAAUGAAGCAUCAUCAAAUUCAAGUUCCCCCAUUCAGAACCAUAGUUUGAACCAGCUCCCUCGGAAAAGGCCGCAGCCACUUUCUUCUAUACCUUCGAAACGUCCCAAGUCUGCCAUGACCCCGUCUUCUGCUACGACUGGCCAGAAGACGCUGAAAGGCUUCUUCAAGGCAAAGACUGUGGAGCGGGAUGCUUUCUCUCAACCUCCUACAGAAACAUCUUCCUCGUCUGAUAAAAGCGGAACAGCUGCUCUUGCAAGCUCUAAUAUGGUGACUCAUGCCCUCGAGAACACGGCUGGUGAGUCGACGGCCACUGCUGAAACCCCUUUUCCCCUCUUUGACUCAAAUAAUAUCAUCGACCCUAUCGUCAGCAAAGAAGACUGGUCCAAACUCUUCACAAAAAAGCCGGCUCCUCGUUGUGACGGACAUCAGGAACCAUGUAUGAGCUUGACCACGAAAAAACCUGGUAUGAACCGCGGUCGAGCGUUCUGGAUCUGUUCACGACCCCUGGGGCCUAGUGGUGAGAAAGAAAAAGGUUCCCAGUGGCGAUGCCCAACCUUUAUGUGGGCGAGUGAUUGGAAUCCGACUGCCCAAGGAAAUUCAUGA
Molecule: messenger RNA, 1920 nt
Organism: Penicillium macrosclerotiorum
Lineage: Eukaryota; Fungi; Ascomycota; Eurotiomycetes; Eurotiales; Aspergillaceae
Product: DNA-(apurinic or apyrimidinic site) lyase APN2
Exons: 6
Coding region: 1-1920 (639 amino acids)
Biological process (GO): base-excision repair
Cellular component (GO): nucleus
Molecular function (GO): zinc ion binding; endonuclease activity; DNA binding
Source: RefSeq, a predicted model, not a curated record